AUGGGUAAGGGUAAGCCAAGAGGUUUGAACGCCGCUAGAAAGUUGCGUGUCCACAGAAGAAACAACCGUUGGGCCGAAGAAAAUUACAAGAAGAGACUUUUGGGAACUGCCUUCAAGUCCUCUCCUUUCGGUGGUUCUUCUCACGCCAAGGGUAUUGUCUUGGAAAAAAUUGGUAUCGAGUCCAAGCAACCAAACUCUGCUAUCAGAAAGUGUGUCAGAGUCCAGUUGAUCAAGAACGGUAAGAGAGUUACUGCUUUUGUGCCAAAUGACGGUUGUUUGAACUUCGUCGACGAAAACGACGAAGUCUUGUUGGCCGGUUUCGGUAGAAAGGGUAAAGCUAAGGGUGAUAUUCCAGGUGUCAGAUUCAAGGUCGUCAAGGUCUCUGGUGUCUCCUUAUUGGCUUUGUGGAAGGAGAAGAAGGAAAAGCCAAGAUCCUAA
This is a messenger RNA of Lachancea mirantina, 438 nucleotides long. NCBI's taxonomy places the organism in Eukaryota, Fungi, Ascomycota, Saccharomycetes, Saccharomycetales, Saccharomycetaceae. The record is from the annotation of a GenBank genome assembly.